AUGCCUGGCAGAACGGUCGUCGCUGUUGCUGGCGAGAACUUUGCAGUCGUCGCGUCGGACACCCGCUUGAGCGAGUACUAUGGCAUCCACACUCGCAACUGCCCCAAGACAUUUGUUCUCUCCGACAAGACCGUGCUGGCAUCAUGCGGCUUCCACGGCGACGUGCUCACAUUGACCAAGAACAUUUUCACACGGCUGCGCAAGUACGAGCACCAGCACGAGAAGACAAUGGCAACGCACGCCAUUGCUCAAAUGCUGUCCAACACACUUUACUACCGCCGGUUCUUCCCCUUCUACACCUACAAUGUGAUUGGUGGAUUGGACGAAUCUGGCAAAGGAGCUGUAUACAGCUACGAUCCUGUCGGCAGCUACGAGCGUGAGAGCUAUCGCGCGGCUGGCACUGCCUCUGCUCUUUUGCAGCCUCUGCUGGACAACCAGCUUGGAUAUAAGAACUUGGCUCCCAACGUGCCGCGCCCUCCACUGACCGUUGCCCGUGCUGUGGCCAUCGUCAAGGAUGUGUUUGCCGCUGCCACCGAGCGCGACAUUUACACUGGUGACAGUGUCGAUAUUCAAGUCAUCACCUCGGAAGGUGUUGCAACGGAGCGAUACGAGUUGCGCAAGGAUUAA
Capsaspora owczarzaki ATCC 30864 is the source of this 627-nucleotide messenger RNA. RefSeq lists its product as hypothetical. The record is from RefSeq and is a predicted model, not a curated record. The transcript has 4 exons. NCBI's taxonomy places the organism in Eukaryota, Filasterea, Ministeriida, Capsasporidae. Gene Ontology annotation, cellular component: proteasome core complex. The coding region runs from base 1 to 627 and encodes 208 amino acids.